Messenger RNA from Rana temporaria (common frog), 525 nucleotides. RefSeq lists its product as uncharacterized. The record is from RefSeq and is a predicted model, not a curated record. NCBI's taxonomy places the organism in Eukaryota, Metazoa, Chordata, Amphibia, Anura, Ranidae.
GCUCUGGAGGGGUUACUGAGCACCCAUCAGAUGCAGACGCAGGAGCUGAGCAGAACGCGGACAGACACGCAGAGCGUCCAGAGAGAUCUACUGCAGAUCAGGUCAGCGAUUGGAGAUCUGAAGGAAGAGGUGAGAAUUCUGGAAGGAAAAGUCUCUGUGAGACCCGCCAAGGCAGACCGAGCAGGACCGCCCAGAUCUUCCAGGAAGCCAAUCAGCAAAUCGCCAUCGCUGUCCUCGCUGGAAGACGCCCAAUCACAGCUCAGCCUGGCUGACAUCAGCUCUGAGGACACGUCCUGCAGUCUCAGCAGUGUCCCCCCCGCAGUCUCUAGAGGGUCCCGGGAUAAAUCGCGCAGCGGACGGAAAUCGCACAGCGACCUCAGCAAUAGUAAUCCCAGCGAUGACGACCUGGAUGAGCUUUCCGACAGUCCGCCGGAGCUGAAUUUCAGCGACUUGUGAGGCCCCCCCCCCCCCGCCUGGGCGGAGCAAGUAAUCAUCCAAUAAACAAUGCAGGACUGCUAGUUCGAA